Molecule: messenger RNA, 4594 nt
Organism: Clarias gariepinus (North African catfish)
Lineage: Eukaryota; Metazoa; Chordata; Actinopteri; Siluriformes; Clariidae
Gene: clcn5a
Product: chloride channel, voltage-sensitive 5a
Exons: 12
Coding region: 275-2707 (810 amino acids)
Biological process (GO): chloride transport; transmembrane transport
Cellular component (GO): synaptic vesicle; early endosome; Golgi apparatus
Molecular function (GO): voltage-gated chloride channel activity
Source: RefSeq, a predicted model, not a curated record
UUUGGGUCGCGUAUGUACUUUUCACGUUAGCAAAUUGCUCUGUGGUUUGCUAAGGUUAUUUUAAAGCGUAGCAUUAGCUGUCAGUGUUUAUCUCUCUUUCUUUCUGUGUUUUUAGAAGUCACCUAGGAGCUAGUGUGUUUUAUUUCAUUUACACAACCCAGCGGAAAAGGACAACUUUCACUGUUCAAUCAGUUUAAAUCGGUUUUGUUCAAUGUCGCUUCCUUUUUAAGAAAUAAAAUGGACUGUCUGCUCCGCCUGCCAGUGUGAGGUGAGAAUGGAGAACUCCGGCUACGCUGAGAGCUUCCCUGACAUACACACAGGCACCAGCAGCGACGAGGACCUUAUGGAAAUCACGGGGGCCACAGUGGACUUCUCCAGUACUGACGAUGUGCCUCCUUUAGACCGGGACUACGGGUCAGGUGCAGGUGCAACUGGGGAUGGACUUAAUGGGGUUCCUAAGCUGAUGGAUCUUCUAGAUGAGCCUGUGCCUGGGGUGGGCACUUAUGAAGACUUCAACACGAUUGACUGGGUGCGAGAGAAGUCCAAGGACCGGGAUCGUCACAGAGAGAUUGCCAGUAAGAGCAAAGAGUCUACAUGGGCUUUUAUGAAGAGCAUCAAUGAUGCCUUCUCGGGUUGGCUCCUCAUGUUGUUGGUUGGACUGAUGUCAGGUGCUCUGGCUGGUGGGAUCGACAUCUCCGCUCACUGGAUGACUGAUCUGAAGGAAGGAGUAUGUCUCAAUGACUUCUGGUUUAACCAUGAACACUGCUGCUGGAACUCCAACGAGGCCACGUUCCAGGAGAGAGACAAGUGUCCUCAGUGGAAGACCUGGGCUGAGCUAAUGAUUGGCUCCAACGAAGGACCUUUUGCUUACAUCAUUAGUUAUCUGAUGUAUGUUUGCUGGGCCCUGCUUUUUGCCUUUCUUGCAGUUGCUCUGGUUAGAGCCUUUGCCCCUUAUGCCUGUGGCUCUGGUAUUCCUGAGAUUAAGACUAUCCUCAGUGGGUUUAUCAUUCGCGGUUAUUUGGGCAAGUGGACACUGAUGAUUAAAACAGUCACUCUGGUGCUGGCUGUGUCAUCGGGUCUGAGUCUAGGCAAAGAGGGGCCACUGGUCCAUGUAGCCUGUUGCUGUGCAAAUAUACUGUGCCAUCUUUUUACCAAGUAUCGAAAGAAUGAGGCCAAAAGGCGAGAGGUGCUCUCUGCUGCUGCUGCAGUCGGUGUUUCAGUGGCGUUUGGUGCUCCUAUUGGAGGAGUUCUCUUCAGUCUAGAGGAGGUGAGUUAUUACUUCCCUUUAAAGACACUGUGGCGCUCUUUCUUCGCUGCCCUUGUGGCAGCCUUUACGCUGCGCUCCAUCAACCCGUUUGGAAACAGCCGGCUGGUGCUGUUCUAUGUGGAGUUUCACUCUCCCUGGCAUCUAGUUGAGCUGGUGCCAUUCGUGUUACUUGGCAUCUUCGGUGGCAUCUGGGGUGCCUUUUUCAUUCGGGCGAACAUCGCCUGGUGUCGGCGACGCAAAACGACACGCCAGGGUCACUACCCAGUCUUGGAGGUGUUGGUCGUGACGGCGCUCACAGCUGUGCUAGCUUUCCCCAAUAGCUACACACGCAUGAGCACCAGCGAGCUCAUUUCAGAGCUGUUCAAUGACUGCGGGCUGCUCGACUCCUCACAGCUGUGCAACUACGGAAACGCAACCGAUGUCAAGAGCAACAGCAACACACUACCCGACCGACCAGCUAGCCACGACGUCUUCACGGCCAUGUGGCAACUGGCAUUGGCGCUUAUCUUCAAGAUGCUAAUCACUGUGGUUACCUUUGGCAUGAAGGUUCCCUCAGGUCUGUUUAUCCCCAGCAUGGCUGUGGGGGCGAUUGCCGGAAGGCUGCUGGGUGUGGGCAUGGAGCAGCUGGCAUACUACCACCAUGACUGGGUUAUCUUUAAGGGCUGGUGCUCACCUGGGGCAGACUGCAUCACACCAGGCCUUUAUGCGAUGGUUGGAGCAGCUGCCUGCUUGGGUGGUGUAACUCGGAUGACGGUCUCCCUGGUGGUCAUUAUGUUUGAGCUGACUGGAGGUUUGGAGUACAUUGUGCCCUUAAUGGCUGCCGCCAUGACCAGUAAGUGGGUUGCAGAUGCACUGGGCCGCGAGGGCAUAUACGAGGCCCAUAUCCGUCUAAACGGCUACCCGUUCCUAGAGCCCAAAGAGGAAUUUAGUCACAAAACCCUGGCUAUGGACGUCAUGCGACCUCGUCGCAGUGACCCCCCGCUCUCGGUCAUUACACAGGAUGGCAUGAGCGUGGAGGAGGUUGAGACUCUCAUUGCUGAUACGUCAUACAGCGGCUUUCCUGUUGUGGUCUCGCAAGAGUCACAGAGGCUGGUGGGCUUUGUGCUCCGCCGGGAUCUUGUUAUUUCCAUUGAAAACGCACGGCAACGGCAGGAGGGUGUGGUGAGCACAUCACGGAUUUUCUUCACCGAGUACACUCCGCCCCAGCCCCCUGACUUCCCUCCUCCCCUAAAACUGCGUGGCAUUAUGGACCUCAGCCCCUUCACAGUUACCGAUCACACAGCCAUGGACAUUGUAGUGGACAUCUUUCGCAAACUCGGGCUGCGCCAGUGUCUCGUCACUCAUAACGGACGCUUACUGGGCAUCAUCACUAAGAAGGACAUUUUAAAGCACAUGGCUUCAAUAGCCAACCGUGACCCAGACUCCAUCCUCUUCAACUGAAAGCCGGUGUUUAAAAUCUUACUUACUCUCCCAGGUGUCCUCUCCCCACCAAAAAAAAAAACUGUUUGAUUUGCACUACAGACAUCAGUGCUGGUUUCAAGAGUGAGCUCACACUGUGAUGACUGUUUUUAGUGCCAAGUUGGACACUCCAUGCACUACGGCUUAAUCAUGAAACCUGGCCAGAUUAUGACACCAAGUCCUGGUUUACAAUUUGCAAGUAGCCAGUAUGUCAUAACAUAUCAUGACUUUAUCAGUUCAUCUUGAAGGUAAAGAGUGGGGCGGUAAUUGAGAGGAUAUGCAUGCACAAUCCCAAUCAUAGAAAUGUCUUAAUGUAGCUAGAGUUCCUACAAAAUAAGGAAAAUUGUGUUGUGAGCUACAUCUGUGAUUCUGUAUUCAUCCUUUCUUUGAAUACAGUUCACGGAGAUAUGUUUGAAUACUCAAACACUACAAGCAAUUAAUGACUAAUCUCAGCUUAGUAUUUCGGAGAAAUGAGCUAAAAUUGAGUAUCAGGUAACCACAAGUGGAUGUCUGUGUUUGUUUGGGUCUGCACAAAUGUUCAUGUUCUCAUGUUCCCUUUUCCAUUUUGUGUUUGACAUCUUUACAUAGCUGCAACUUUAACUUCAGGUAGCUAAUUGUUUAUUGCAUUUGAACAGUAACAAGUUUACAGCAUUUUGAAAUAUGUGAAUAAGAUGAUUUUAGGGCACUUUCCACCCCCGCAAGGUGAGUCCUUUGGGGUUUGCACAUUCAAGCAUACAUAUAUAUAUAUUUUUUUUGGCUUUUACUCCUAAUGAAUCGGCGAGGCAGCUGAGCAUUCCACUUGUUAGAUUUAAUUGGCUGUUUUCUUGCAUAGCACGAAUUUACAGCUGGGUAUGACUGACUGUUCUGCCCUGCAGCUAGACCACUGUUGUAUUUCAUAUAUGAUGCCCCCUGAAAAUCUUAUUAGGAGUUGCUUUUCUUUUUUAGUUGCAAUAUUUGUUAAUUAGCGCAGCCUAGUGGUCAUGCAUCAACAAUAUACUUUGACUUUUUGUUCCUUUUCUUUAUAUAUUUUCUACUUCAGGUGUGUUUAGACAGCAUAUGAUCAUUUGUAGCAGAGUCCUCUUUACUUGUUAAAAAAAACAGUAAUAAUAAUAAUAAUAGAUAUUGUAUUACACUAUAUUUCUCAGGAUAUGAUGUAUGCAUGGUUGAAGACUUUAACCAUAUUUUAACCACAACCCUAAUCUCAGUGUUUAAGAUAAAACUAUUUUAAAAGAUACACAUCUUAUCCAAAGCAGUGUAUAUAAUAUAAUUUAGUUAAAUGGAGCAAAUGAAGGUGUAUGAGUGAGGAUUUUCCUGACAUGUUCUUGAUGGCUGCCAGGUUUUUCACCUGACACUGCUCUACGUCAGGCGCAUAAGCCAACUCUCAUUGUUUACGUCAUCCUCCAAAUACACAUUCAUACAUAUUGCUUGUAAGCUGUUCAUGUAUCCAUCAAGGGCUAAAGUUAUACUGGUAUUGUAUCCACAGCUCCUGAUUUAAUUAUCAGGGUUUCGUCUUGAAAUUUUUCAGAGCUGUAUAUGGAACCAUGUUCGAUCUGCCCCUUUAAUCGCAGCUGUCCCCUGCGUUCCAGGGUCAUACAUCAUCCCAUCCCUUUUCACUUACUGUGGGUCCUCAGAUUAGUGUGUCUGCAGAUCGGGAUUAGUCACAUGGCAGCUUCUUUGCCGAGCACUCCAUUUGGGAAGAGCAUUAUGUAUUUGUCAGGUCUUAAAUUUGUAAUAUGUAAUGUCUUUAAUCAGUUGUUUGUACAUGUUUAAUGAUCUGAUUCAUGUGUUUAUCAUGAAGGUUCAUGUAUUCUUCUAAAGUAUAAAUGUAUCAUUAUCACAGUAAUUUAUUCAUUAACACUCAUAAGGCAA